GUCUAAAAUAUGCAACUUCUUUUUUUAACAGCUAUAAAAUAUAUUUAAUAGCAGCAACUCAGAACUGUGACUAUUAUUUGUAUAGAACUAAAUAAUUUAUUUUUAAAUGGAGAAACUAGAUUACAUUUCAGAAUAUAAAUUAGUUUCUGAGAUCUAAAUGGGACGGACGGACACACAGGCCACACAAAACUAAUAGCGUAUUUUUCCUUUUCGGGGCCGCUAAAAUAUCAGAUUCACUUGGUAGUUUCAAUAGACUGAGCGCACUCAACAAAUUUUAUUUAUCCAGAUUGAGUAGGCAAACUUAUAUUAUGGAUGCAACUGAGUUUCUAGAAAUUGUGCAAGUAAAUGUUCGUCUCCCCCAAUUUAUGAGCUGCAAGAGUAUGUGCAGUAUUACUGGUGGAUAAUUAUUGGAAGAAAGAAAUGUGGGGCCAUGUUUCCAGAUAUUUUUCUGUAUGGCAUUGAUGAGACUUUAUUCAAUGCUGAAUGAACUAAAAGAGAAAAUUACUGUCCUUGAGUCUAAAAUUGAUCAACUGUCAACACGAUGUUGUUGUAAUAAAAUAGAAUCUAUCAAAAGUCAACAUCACAGGGACUUCAUAACGCAGAAUGAUCCUUGCCUCGAAAAUAAAAACGCGGGAGAAAAGUUUAAAGAAAUUUCCAAUGAAGACAUCAAUCAUCCUAAUCUUCAUAUGAUAGAAGAAAAUCCUCAGUUUAUAGGCCACCAUGAACUACAAAUAUCGGAAGGCGGUGAAGCUGAUCUAACAAGACAUUUGGCUGAAUGUAAGAAGAACCCAGAUCAUCUCCAGUUUAUACCAGUUCAUCAAUUCAAUCUAGAUCAUCUACCUGAAAGUCAUCGAGAUUUGUAUGACCUUAUUAAGGUAGUAGCUGACCUCACAGUCAGAAUAAGUGUCAAAAUGAUCAGCGAACGCAGACCCCAGUUUUGGCCAAAUACUGAACUUCCUUAUUGCUUGAGUGACAAGAGAGGAAACAAGUUCCUAAGGAUCGGAAGUGGAUGUGUAAUAGGCCUGGUCAAGAACGAAGACGAACAAUGUUCUUGUUCUAAUUGCCAAAGUUUGGACAGAGCUCGAAGUAGCUGGAAGAUCAAAAUUUUAACUGCUACACACGUAGUCUUUGACGACAUUGAGGCGAGCGAGACUAGAGUUAGGUUAUUCUUUGAUAGCGAGGACAGCCCUAAAGUUGUUUUUGACAGAGUCGAUCUCAUAAAUGUCAGUACCGAGAUGGACAUCUGUAGACUUGACUAUAAUACUUGCGACAUUAGUUUAGUAGAAAAGUUGGACCAAAUGUGUAAACGUUACAGCGAUGUCCGGAAGAGAGUGUUCGAUAAAUAUAAUGCCACAAGGGAUGAAGACAAGUUAAUGUUUAUAGUCUCACAUCCGCACGGAUGUUCCAAACAAAUCAGCAUUGGUCGUUGGAAUGAUAAAAUUAAAAUCAUAGGUAAUAAAUAUAAAUUUACUUACACAACCUGUACAUGCCCAGGUAGCAGCGGGGCCAGUGUCCACUGUGCUGGUUAUGAUAGAAGUUAUAAUAAAUACUGGUAUGUCCACAGUGGAAGUUUAUCUGGAAUUAACUACAGUAGUGUGGACUAAACAUUUUAACAAUCAGUGGCGUAACUAGGGGGGUGUAGGGGGUGCGGGCCGCACCGGGUGACACCCGAUAGGGGGUGACACCCUAGAGGAAAAUAUGCACUUUUCCAAAAAAAAAAAAAAUACCAUUUUAAAAUUUCACUGAUGCAAGAUUAUACAACAUAAGAAUGGUUGAAUAAACGUUUACUUAAUGGGGAAAAAAUCAAUAGCGAGAUUUUCUUGUUUGAUAAAUAGUUGGCAUGCCGACAAUGAGAAACUCGCGAGAGGAGUGAAGAAAAUUUAUGAGUCUUUCAAAUUUUGAACAUUUUGGCAGCCGGAGUUAUGCUUAAAAAGAUUGACAGGGAAGUCAUUGCUAUGAUUAACGUGUACAUGGGAAAACAGAGGAACAUCUUGCACGUAUAGAUGGCUUACUAUCGCAUUGUUUCUAGCAAAACAAAAGUUGAUAUAUGGUGGCCAAUUGAAAAAUAAUUUUCAUUAAAUAAUGGAAUUUUGUUCUUGGGAUUGUGGAAAUGUUAUCCAAAUUUGACCCAGUGCUAAAAUAAUUACUUAUACGAUUGCAAGACAGCGAUGCAAAAAAAAAUUCCUUUCCAAGCUUCUACCAAAACUCAGAGAGUUAAUAAAUGUUUUAGCAAACCACUUAUCAGAUACAUAAAUGCUGCAAAGUAUCUGGCAUCUUGUAUGGCAAGUUGUAAGAUAUAUUAACAGUUCCAAUGGUUAUGUUGAAAUUACAGAAAUGUUGUAGGAUAUUCCUCUUUAAGUGGACCAAAAGCUGGUAAUAUCAUUUCUGAUAAUUUAAACGCCUGUAAAAAAGAGAUGUGCUAAACGUUUUGUCGAGCUCAAGGACAUGGUAAUGCAGCUACAAUGUCAAGGAUUCAUGAAGAAGUGCAGACAGUAAACUUGACUGUGUACACCGUUUACUUAAGCUUUGUGGUCAAAAUUGUUAGUCAGAAAAUUCAUCUCAUAUACAUUUUUUCGGUUUUCGUUGCAGCUUUUACCAAUAGAUGGGGUAUUUUAAUAAAUGCUAGAGUGUCAUAUGAACAACUCACUGGUGUGCUCAUCGUGUGGCUGUUAGACUCAUGAUGGAACAAUUUUCUGAAAGUGUGACGGCUAAAAUCUUUGCUGUCGCUCUGAAAAUACAAACUCUAGAGGAGCAGCGCAAAGACAACUGUCUGUAAAUACAUACAUACAUUUCAUUGUUUGACUUUCUUGUUGGUAGAUGUACUAAAAAAAGUAAACUAAAUUCAAGAGUACCUUCAAAUUAAAGUGUUAAUUAUUGGCAAAGUGGUGGCUAAGCUAGAGCACUUAAACAUUUACUCUACGAAAUAUGUAAAUAGCUCAAAAUGUUAUUGAGAUUACUUUUGUCAAAUCAAACUUGCAUGUAAUUGCAUCAGAAAAAUAAGUUUUAACAAUAUGAAAAUAUCAGGAAAGUAAUCUUAAGAUGCCGGAUUCACUAUUCUAAUAGAGUAAUACUGAGUGCAUUAAUCUCUUUUGUACUGGGCCAGACGUCAAGAACAGAAUUACCAAAACUAGAAUAAUAGAAUGCAGCAAAGUUUGAAGGACGUCAACGACUCUCUACCAUCCUUUGAAUUAAACCUUUCACUGUUUCUUACCAAAUGUAUGUCUACGUGGCGUCAUGUGAAAAAAAGCUUUUCAAAACUAAAGUUAAUUAACAACUAUUAAUAACUUUUAAAAAACGAAUUUCAAAUCAAGCAAUUCUGUCCGUUGAAAACGAAGUCGCAAAAGAUAUUGAGUUUAAAUUUAUUUACAGAGCUUUCAAAUUUGAAAUCCUGAAAAAUAAAUUUAAGCUAUUUUUUCUAAAGUUAUUGUAAACUUUUAAAUGUUAAAAAAAUAUUUUCUUUUCAAGUUUUUAUACCGAUCCAUAUACUUUUCAUAAAGUUGCAUUUUUUCUUUCAUUAGUCGUCCUCAGGAAACUACCACUAUAAUGCUAAUAAUAUUAAAAAGUUUCCAUUGAAAGUUGUUUAAUGUUUACUAAGGAAAGCAUGUUCACCUGAUGUUUAAUUUGUAUCUAAUUUAAAAAUCUUAGAUGUUAAUCUAUGUAAUAAUUAACGAUAAUAGGUCAAUAAAAUUAAAACAGAAUCGACACUCAUUUUAACGUUGUGUAACAGCAAUCGACGAACUGUAUUACUGCGCAAAAAAAUAACUAAACAAUAAUAGUUUUUUAUUGGGAAGAAAAAGUGGAAUUCUGGGGGGGGGGGGGGGUGACACCCUGAUCUUACCUCACCUAGUGACACCCAUCCUAGUAACGCCACCGUUAACACUAUACUAGAUUUAAGAUAUAUAAUUCAUAUAAAAUUUUUGAAGGCAUGUAUUGUCUUCAGUAAAGCAAAUGAAAAAUACUAGAUAAGAAUAACAAAUGUGAUCAAAUGAAAGAAAUCACACGUUUAUUAAUGUAACAACUUUGUUAUAUAAGAUAGAAGAAAAGAAAAUAUUGGAACAAACACACUUAGAAAUAGCUUCAUUGGAACUUCCUAUAAAUAGAAAAAUUUAUUUAACUAGAAAACAUAACCCCUAACAUUUGGCCGAUAUUUUAAGAAAUACACAGCCAUCAAAUUUUAAAUAUAAUAUAUACUAAAUAGUAUAACAUUUCUAAUUAUCGUCAGUCAUAAUAAACUAUCAGAGUUAUUAGUAUUACCUUAUGGACUUAUAGAAAAUGCUUAAUCAGUUCUACUGUGGAGACAUAAGAGGAGCUUGAAGCUUGUAGUGCUAAAACAAAUUACGUAUAAACAUGACAUGGGAAAUCUAAUGAUAGCAGAUUGAGAAGAUGGUCCAGAAAAUAUGGCGAAUAAUAGACAGUCCAAGACGAGGAUACGAACCAGUGACCCCGACAUCCACUUUCGCCAAUUUUAACCAACUAGCAAAUUGAUUAGUCGCAAUUAAUUCUUUUUUGUAUUUAUAUAGAAAGUGUCCUAUAUAUUUUGCCACAUCCAGGGCAGGUAUAACCAUUGUCCGCAGAUGGUCGAUUUAUAUUUUCUAUAUAUUUUCUAGAUGUAUGUAUGUUAGAUGUACAUAUAUGUAUAUAUAUAUAUAUAUAUAUAUAUAUAUAUAUAUAUAUAUAUAUAUAUAUAUAUAAAGACUUUCAAUGUAUAUACAUAUAUGUACAUCUUAUGUUAUCUUAUAUAGUAUAGACGUUACUUUAAAAAAAGAUGAUUACGUCCUAAUUGUCAUGCAUUUUUAGUCAUGCAUGUUAACCAAUAACGUAAUUUCUGCCAAGUCACUGGUUUUUCUUGCUGACUCAGGCAACCCAUUCCAUGCUCUAAUAGCACUAGGAAAAAAUGAGUACUUAUAAAAAUUUGACCUAUCAUAUGGAGCGAGGAAUGUACUUUUAUAUAUAUACGAAACUUUUGAAAUGGUUUUAGUAAUUAACAUUACACAUUUUUUUUUCAUCUACAAAAAUACACAGUGACAUGCAUGCAUAUAUAUACUGCUGUGGCUGAGGGGUAAAGCACUUGGAACUGUGUCCCGUCAAGUCCCGUGUUCGAAUCCUGGUGAAGACUACAGGUGGACCACUUCGGGGGGCCGAUUUUGAGUUUGUUUGUCCACACAAACUAUCUUUGUAACCUUGUUUGUUUUCAUUUUAUUCAAAUUUUGAUUUUUUUUCUUAAAUGAACACAAACUGUCAGAACACUUUCCUCAAUCGGCUUAAUUCUCUCCAGAAAAGUUCACUUCUUCUGCUCAAAUCUAUUCAUGUACAUGUGUAGGUGUAACAUCAUGUCAUUGUUUUAUUUAAUGUUAUUGAUAUUCGUGUGUACAUAAAAUGUAUUACUUUGAUUAGUUUUAAAUUUGUUGUACAAGUUUUAUUGUAUGUAUUGCUAAGGCAACUCUGUACAUACUAGACAGUAGUGUUACUUUACUUUUUAAGUUGACAUUUUUGUUACGCUUAAUUCUCAUUCUACAUAUUCUCCUUGGUGUAUGUUUGAGAAGAUUGAGUUAUAUAUAGUAGACAAAGACAUUUAUAAUGUUUUCUAUGCUUUUGUCCAAAAUACGGCCUGCGUCCUAGAUCCGUCCGUGACGUGGUUUCAUCUGGCCCGCCGAAACAUCGGUACAAAAUGAAAAAAAAAUUCCUCACCACCUCCUUUUUAUUUUUCAUGAAAUAGAAGAGCAGAAGAAACUACCAGUGGACUCUGAAUUUUGAAUCAUAUCAGGAGAAGUCAACGGAUCUUUACUUUUUGUAGAAAAAAAAAGCCGACAUAUUUUGUGACUGUUUAAAAAAAAGAACUGCACAUAAACGUAGUAUAAAACAAAUAUGACGUCAUUCUUGGUGAGAGCUGCAAGUAAACAUUGUUAAACCACGCCUAGAGAUUGGAAGAUUGAUGACAAAAUUUACCAAAAAAAGAGACAAGACAAUGAGUGGUUGGUAAAACUAGCUACAAUGUUGCUCACAUUUUAAGUAGAGAAAUGAGGCUAGUUUCCGACGCGUAAAAAAAUAAACUUCCAAAAAAUAUCUUAAUAAAUUAAUAUGAUAGAUUCACAAGUUUCUAACUAAAUUGUUUCUGGCCACGAGCUCAAAUUCUAGUCGUUCCCCCUUUAAAAAUGCUUUUGAAAACCAGUUUCAGUUAAAAUCCACCAGAUAUCUCCCUCUUUCUUCCCCCACCCCAUUUUAUAAACUUUUCCAGACAAAUGAUAAAAUCAUAGCGUAGUGAGAAAGCUAAAAGUAUGAAAUAAGGCUAAACAAAAACAAUGGGUAAAAAUAUUAUUAAUCGCACAGAUUUAUUGCUGUUUUCUAGAUCAAUUACACAUUUAAUUACAUGACUGAUUGAUACAACUACACCUAAUAUAAGCUUUGUUUUUUUUAAACGACAUUUCGUUCUAUUUUGCUUGUUUUUUCGAUUAUAUUUAUAAUAUAAAAUACGUUACUUUUAAGUAUCUUCAACAUUUUAGUUUGUUAAUUAUAAGUAGUUUUUUUUAAUACUAUUGUUAAAUUUGACAAUAUGGCUAUUAAAUGAAAAUUAGCUCCUAAUUAUUUUUAAGUAAUAUUUGUACUAAAUUACAGGACAUCUUAUUCUACCAGAGUGGUAAGUUGCUACUUAUUCGGUAUAUGUAAGCGACUUAAGUGAAUGUGCUUGUAUAAGGAGAAACAUAUUAGCAGUCAUGAAGCACUAUUUACAAAAGCUUUUUUAUUGCCUUGAAACCUGCAGCUUUACGUUUGGGAUCAAAACUAUUUUAAAUAAUUUCUUGGAAAUGAUUUGUUUGAAGUUGAUGUCUAUCGUACUACUGAAUUCGUUUCUACGUUUUCCCCACCCUAGAUUCGAAGGACCCUAACCUAUGCCUUUCUUUAAUUUCAACUAUUUGAUGUUGACGGAGUUAUUAUAUUGGAUAUUUAUUCAUUAUACACAGUUCAUGCUCCUUUUUUUCAUUAAUCAUUGUUUCUUUA
Biomphalaria glabrata is the source of this 6993-nucleotide messenger RNA. RefSeq lists its product as uncharacterized. The transcript is spliced from 11 exons. Lineage: Eukaryota; Metazoa; Mollusca; Gastropoda; Planorbidae. The record is from RefSeq and is a predicted model, not a curated record. The coding region runs from base 453 to 1604 and encodes 383 amino acids.